GUGGAGUUCCCAGCGUCCCUCACCUCGAGCGACCGGAAGUACGUCCACAAGAUAGCGGAGUCCUUCCGGCUGCCCACCAAGUCGCAGGGGGUCGGGGCCGAGAGGUUCCUGACCGUCUACAAGACGGCCCCCGAGGGCAUGGAGCAGAAGCCAGAGAGGCCCUCCUUCGUGCCGGUCCUGAAGCUGUCGCCAGAGGCGAUGCAGAAGCUCUCCGACGCCGCCGCCGGCGCGCCCCCGGGGACGGGAAGGCCCACGCUGGCGGCGGUGCGCCCGAUGUCCGGCAGGGCGCUGGCCGAGCCUCCGGCGGCGAAGCGGCAGAAGGUGAAGCCCGUGGAGGUCGGCGACGAGGUAGAGGGCUUCUGGCCCGACGAGGAGGCCGAGGAGGGCGGGACCUGGCUGCCCGCGACGGUCGCCGAGGUAAAGGACCGGACGGAUCCUUCAACAUCGUCUGGACCGAGGACGCGUCGUCCAGCGAUGUGCCGGCUGACUAUGUGCGAUCGCAGGUGGGAGCGAGCCCUCGAACGAGUGCACCACCAUGCUUCCAGCGAUGGACAUCGGGGUGAUGGAGAAGAACCUGGAAGCACGGAGACAGCUUCCGCAGUACAAGGCGCUGGGAGAGAAGCGGGAGUCGCUCCCGGGCUUUAA
This is a messenger RNA of Prorocentrum cordatum, 645 nucleotides long. The record is from the annotation of a GenBank genome assembly. Lineage: Eukaryota; Dinophyceae; Prorocentrales; Prorocentraceae.